Chenopodium quinoa (quinoa) is the source of this 4515-nucleotide messenger RNA. RefSeq lists its product as uncharacterized. NCBI's taxonomy places the organism in Eukaryota, Viridiplantae, Streptophyta, Magnoliopsida, Caryophyllales, Amaranthaceae. The record is from RefSeq and is a predicted model, not a curated record. Bases 322 to 1536 code for a protein of 404 amino acids. The transcript is spliced from 3 exons.
CCACAUAAACCAUACAUAUGCAAAGGUGUAAAAAAAUGUUUCAAGAUGACCAAAGCACAUUGCUAACACAAUUUCACAAAGAUCCAAACUUUAUAACUAAAAACCAUAUCAUAAAAUGAAUCAUCAUUUAUUAUCCACAUUAGUACAAUGUCACUCAUCUCGGCGGUUACACUUCACCACACUAGCUGCCUAAAUCUCCCAUCUUCAAUCUCUCUCCGCCUAUCGCCGCCGCAACCUCCGCCAAUCAACUCCUACUUUCUCUCUCCUCCCAAUAACCUCUAAAACUUCAAUCCCCAAAAUUCAAAUUCCCAGAAAAAAACAAUGAUUCUCUCUCCUGCAAAUCUCUCACAAACACCUCCAUCUUCAUCCACCCAUUUUCUCUCUCCUCCAACCUUCAACAAACCCCCAAACUCCAUCUUCUUCCCUUCAAAACAAACCCCACUUCAAAUUCUCUCUCCUCCUCUUCAAUGUCACAGUCCCCAUUCUUCUCUCUCCUCCGACAUCGAUAUGGUUCAGACCCGAGAUGGGGUUUUCGCCCCGAACCAAACGAAGGUGGUUGUUUUGUGGGAUUUGGAUAACAAACCCCCUCGUGGGCCCCCCUACGACGCGGCCGUGUCGCUGAGAACGCUCGCCGCACGGUUUGGCGAGGUGGUCGACAUCUCCGCUUAUGCUAAUCGGCACGCCUUCUCGCAUCUUCCUGCACGGGUCAUCGAGGAGCGCCGUGCAAGGCGGCAGAUGGAUUUUCUUGAGCGCAAAGGUAUGAUCACCCCAUCUCAGCCUUAUGUUUGUAGUGUAUGUGGUAGAAAGUGUAAGACUAAUUUAGAUUUGAAGAAGCAUUUUAGGCAAUUACAUGAGAGGGAAAGGCAGAAGAAAUUGAGUAGGAUGAAACAAUUGAAGGGUAAGAAGAGGCAGAAGUUUAAGGAGAGGUAUUUAGAGAAGAAUUCUAAGUUUGAGGAGGCUGCUAGAACUUUGAUUACGCCUAAAGUUGGGUAUGGUUUAGCUAAGGAGUUGCGGCGAGCUGGGGUGUUUGUCAAGACUGUGGAGGAUAAGCCGCAGGCGGCGGAUUGGGCAUUGAAGAGGCAGAUGAUGCAUUCAAUGAGUAGAGGGGUGGAUUGGUUGUUCUUGGUUUCGGAUGAUUCGGAUUUUCGGGAUAUGUUGAGGAAGGCAGGGGAGGCGAAUUUGGGGACCGUGGUUGUGGGGGAUAGGAAUGGGGUGUUGGGAAUGCAGGCUGAUUUGUGGGUUCCGUGGGGCGGGGUGGAGAAGGGUGAGGUGAGUGAGAAGGAUUUGGUGCCUAGGAGGAAGGAAGUGGGUGAUUGGGGUGAUGGAUUGUUCUCAAUUUCGGAGUUUGAUGAGGGUGUUGAAGGUGGGAGUGACUUGGAUCAGAUUGUGGAUGAGCUUGGUAUCCCGGGUGGGAAGUUGAGUGCUGGGAGUGGGAGGUUCUCGGCUUUUUCUGAGGGCGAAGAAGAUGAGGAGGAGUGGAUGUAUGAUGAUGAUUAUGAUACUGAUGAUGAUGAUGAGGACGACUAUAACUUUUAAGACAAUUGUUGGAGGAAGGCAGAUGAUGAAAUUCCACUGAUUGCAGCUGCCACUGCAGCUUUGCUGUGUGUAUAGGCACUUAGGCAGGACCAAAAAUUAUGAAGGCCUUGAUUGUGGAUUGUCUGAUCUCAUAUGUACUUACUGAAAUUGGAUUAUUUGUUCUUACUGAGAUUGGAUUAUUUGUUUCGAUUAUGAAGAACUUCAAUAUUUAUCUCCCUGAGAUUGAGCACAUAAGUUCCCAACUUCUCCUACAAAGGAGGUGUGAUCAAGGCUUCAAGUUUGAAUCAUAGAAAAUGGCUUCAGUUUGUUUGUUGGCAUCAAUUUUAUGUCUUUUCCGGCAAAAGACUUGUUUAGAAGGCAAUUACUGUAGGAUACUUGGUAAAAUGUUCCCUUCAUCUAUGUGCAUUAUGUAUAUGACAAAUUGUUUUGGGUCUUAUUGUUUUGGUCUGACCCAUAUUCAUUUCAAUUCCAUAUAUAUAACUUAUGCAAAUAUUGCUUCGAUGUCCUUUCUCUGGUGUGCAUAUUCCAAUUGCCUACUGCAACUUGUGCUUUGAUAUCGGUUGCAAGGUAAAAUUGAACUGAACAUACUCUAUAUUCAGAAUUUCAUGAUUGUUUCACCAAUGUUGUUGACCUUGUUGUCAUUGACGAGAAAUUUAGAAUGAAAGAGAAGAGGUGUUAUGGACUAUUCUUUUGGAGCUUUGAUGAUACACAGCAAACUCUACUAUCUCCGGUAGCUUGGUGUUUUGGUUUAGGAUCUUUUUCACAGAGCAAUUAUUGGCGUAAGGUCUGCAAGGAUAGCAUAGGGGAAAAAUGAGUUGUUUUUAAUUGUAACACCCAACCAAAAUAUGUAGCCUUUUCUAGAUUAUCAGCCUCUUGCUUUUCACCGUGACCUUAAAUUGUUUUUGUUAAUAAAAAAAACUAUUUUGUAUACAACAAAAUCAGUCAAAAGCUUUUCCCUAUGUACCUCGGUGCACUAUCUUUUUUCAGUUACUGCUGAAAGCCUGAGAUUGCCCAGGACAUGACGGAACUCACUGCUAGCUUCAGUUUCAGCAGUUUGUGUAUUGUUGGGUUUUUAUUUCCUUGCUAUCUUGGCAUUAUUCUGAUACUCUGUUGCACAUUGCAUGUGAAUGAGUGAAUAAUCUCAGUAUCUGUUCGUGCUUUGAGAACCUAAUACUUCGUAUGUAUAUGUUUCUGUUUGCACUUUGCUAUCGUAGAUGAUUUCGAAACAGGAUAUGCAAUUUUGGUUAUGAUAACCUUAAGUUGCUCAUAAGAAUGAUAAAAUGUGCCACAAAGAUUUAACUAACAGAGAAACAGGACCUUGAAACCCUUGCAAGUUAUAGCUGCAAAACAAGCAUGGGCUUAUCUUAUAUUGUGUUCCUUGUGUGAUCAUAGCUGGGCUUUAUCCGUAAAUCAUACUGUAAGAAAAGGUAUGUCCUCUGUAAAGUAGUAUAAACCUCCAAAUAAUUUGAAAGCCUUGUUAAAGUACAAUAUCAUUCUCCUUGUAAGAUUUAUGCUGCUUAUGCAUGAAUUGUUAACAUGUGAAGACUCAAAGAACAAGCUUUCUUGUGUGCAGUUUUUCCUGCAGAUAAUUGUUUAUGGCAGUCUAUUGGCAGAUAUUUGGACUUAUCAAGAUUGAAGAAUUUUAAAGCAACUCAAGACUAUAGUGAGUUAGUGACCACUAAUAACUUCAUGCUGUGUCAUACGAGGCAAAGGUGGAUAAAAUGGCUGGUUACUCUCCUUGUUGUAUUGGGAGAUUCCUGUAAGCCGUCUUCAUUUCAGAAGGAGAGGGUAAAUCAUUGCAAGAUUACUCACUUCGAAAGCAGAGCGUUUUCAUGUCUACAAGGAUGUUUAACUGUUACGGUGAAUUUUAUUUUUAUUUUUAUAUUGAAUUAGUAGUCUAAUUUUGUUUAUAAUCUGCAUUCUUUGUUAGAUCUCCUGGCUUGAAAUUCAAAAAAAAUAAAAAAAAUAAAGAGAGAGAGAGAAAAGAGAUUAUAGAAUCUAUCUGGCAACAAAGUUAUGUUGAGAACAAUUCAACUAAGCUGCUACUGCACAGUGCACAUACUGUUUGUCUUUUGUGAACAAUUCAACCUCUCGAUAAUCUAUUAUCAAAUUCCUAUAGUCGACUCUAUUUUUUUAGUGUUGAAUGUUUAGAAGAGUUUUAUCAGAUACUUGUUGAUCGAUCAUCUCUGCGCAAAAGUAUAUUAGUUAGUCACUCUUUCUUUAUGACUUCUAAGAUCAGCUACUGCAAGACAAUACAAACAGGUUACUAACUCCUUAACAGUUCCAAACAGGACCUUGAAACUCGUUGCAAGUAAUAGCUGCUAAACAAACAGGGGCUUAUCUUAUGUUGCGUUCCGUUCCGUUCUGUUGUGUAAUCACAGCUGGGCUUUAUCCGUAAUUCAUACUGAAAGAAAAGAUAAUUGUUUAUGACAGUCUAUUGGCAGACAUUUGGACUUAUUAAGAUCUUGAAGAAUUUUAACAGCAGCUCAAGACUUUAGAGACCACUAUUAACUUCAUACACUAGUAACACUACUGUGUUAUACAAGGCGAAGGUGGAUCAAAUGGCCAGUUACUCUUGUGUGUUGGGAGAUUCCUGUAAGCUGUCUUUCAUUUCAGAAGGAGACGGGUUUUUGAAAGUUGAGUGUUUUCAUGUCUCAAGCAUGUUUAACUCUUAAGGCUUGCAGGUUUACAGGGAGCGUCUAAGCAUUUCAUGAGGAAUCAAGCCAGUUAAAUUCGCAAAUAUUAAUUUUGUAACAACUUUUUUUAAGUGCUGUAGUUUAUCCUCUCCUCUCUGAUACGGGUUUUACUAACCUGCUACUCCACUUACUGCUAGUCUUUUGUGAACGAUUCAACUUCUUGAUACAUCUAUUAUCAAAUUCCUAUAAUAGACUAUUUUUUUAGUGUUGAAUGUUUAGCAGAGGUAUACCAGAUAUUUGUUGAUCAAUCAUCUCUGCAGAAAAGUAUAACAGUUGGUCACUC